CUAUAUAAUCUAUAAACUUCCCAUCUUCUAGCUCAGUCAGGCGCAGAAUAGCGGUUUAUUAUGGCUCCGGAACGGCUGUGCGUGUUAGAAAAAGGGGAUUCUGGCUACGGCUUUCACCUGCACAGUGAGAAGUCCCGGCCUGGCCAGUACGUGAGGCUGGUGGAACCCGACUCACCGGCAGAGAAGGCAGGACUGAAGGCAGGGGACCGACUGAUCCGGGUGUGCGGAGAGGAUGUGAAGGAGCUCGGGCACCAGCAGGUGGUGAGCAAAAUCCGGGCUGCGACUGAACGACUCACUCUGGAGGUACAAGGGGUAGAGGAGGAGGAGGAGGAACCCAGUUCCCCUAAAGAAGAGACCAAGGUGGCUGAGAAGCAAACCAUCCCUGUCACUGAAAGGGAACUGCGACCACGACUCUGCACCAUGAAAAAAGGACCAAAUGGUUAUGGAUUCAACCUGCAUAGCGACAAGAUUAACCCUGGGCAGUUUGUACGAGCGGUGGAUCCUGACUCCCCUGCUGAACAGACAGGGCUUUUACCCAUGGAUCGCAUUGUAGAGGUUAACGGAGUGAAUAUGAUUGGGAAACAACAUGGUGAUGUGGUGGCUGCCAUCAAAGCAGGUGGCGAUGAGACUUCCUUGCUAGUCGUGGACCCAGAAACAGAUUCCUACUUUAAGGAUUGUAAUGUGGUUCCGGGAAAACAGCAUCUGACUGGCCCUCUACCAGAAAAGAUUGCCAAUGGUGGCCUAGAGAAGCUUAAUAACUUAGACGAAUGGGAUCACCCAGAGUCCCCUCUAUCUUCGCCAGAACCUGUGCCAGAUACAGUCUCCCCCAAACUGGAAGCACAAAAGGACAGCUCAGAAAAUACCCCAGCACUUUCCCCUACCGAUCCCGCUCUUGACCUGAACAUGUCACUGGCAGUAGCCAAAGAGCGAGCCCACCAGAAGCGCUCACAGAAAAAGGCGCCAUCUAUGGACUGGAGCAAAAAGAAAGAAGUGUUCAGCAGUCUGUGAGACGAGGAAUCCAAGAAGAGCUGCACACCUUAACCAUUCUGUGGCUCCUCCCAGCAGCCUCUUCCUGUCCUGCAUUCCUUUCCUGCGGCAGCACAGUGCACUUCCUGUCCUACAAAGGGUGUUGUGUCGGCCGUAGUCAGCUGGAUUGUUAAUACCAUAUUUCUGGCUAGAAUCCGUCCUGGUAUAUCUCCUGUGCAGCCCCGUAAUGUGACAUUGAUGAGAAUAACGCUGAACUGUACGACUUGUGUGUAUGGUCACGUGCAGCCAACUUUGCUUCAGUCACAUGUCGGGGGCUGCCGUUCUAGCUGCCCUGCUGAGCCGGUUUAAUUCAUGAUUAGAAACUUCAUUUCAGAAACUCUCUCAUGGUCCUACUGAAUUUCCACUGUUUUUUUUUUUUUUUUCGAAGACUUCGGUCAGAAGUUUGUUUUCUAAUACGUUUUGUGAAGAUUAUAACAAAAUAUUUUGCUAUUUAGCUAAAUACAGAUUUCACUACUUUUAA
Messenger RNA from Xenopus laevis (African clawed frog), 1507 nucleotides. It is a transcript of the gene nherf1.L, whose product is annotated as SLC9A3 regulator 1 L homeolog. Gene Ontology annotation, molecular function: signaling receptor binding; protein-membrane adaptor activity; molecular adaptor activity. Bases 61 to 1008 code for a protein of 315 amino acids. The record is from RefSeq and is a predicted model, not a curated record. Gene Ontology annotation, biological process: protein localization to plasma membrane. The transcript has 7 exons. NCBI's taxonomy places the organism in Eukaryota, Metazoa, Chordata, Amphibia, Anura, Pipidae. Gene Ontology annotation, cellular component: endomembrane system; microvillus; filopodium.